Molecule: messenger RNA, 3389 nt
Organism: Lates calcarifer (barramundi perch)
Lineage: Eukaryota; Metazoa; Chordata; Actinopteri; Centropomidae
Gene: tbl3
Product: transducin beta like 3
Exons: 23
Coding region: 152-2950 (932 amino acids)
Biological process (GO): endonucleolytic cleavage in 5'-ETS of tricistronic rRNA transcript (SSU-rRNA, 5.8S rRNA, LSU-rRNA); endonucleolytic cleavage to generate mature 5'-end of SSU-rRNA from (SSU-rRNA, 5.8S rRNA, LSU-rRNA)
Cellular component (GO): 90S preribosome; small-subunit processome; nucleolus
Molecular function (GO): U3 snoRNA binding; protein binding
Source: RefSeq, a predicted model, not a curated record
UCAGAUGACGUACAAUGUGUGCGACUUCGGCUAUCAACAUGCGGGAUGGAUGUGUUGACUGUAGCCAACGUGUGAAGUGAGAAAUAAGUAAUUUUUCAUCGCUGCAGCUGCCAAAACAUUUCGUUUUCUGGGGCAUUUUUCUGUGAGCAAGAUGGCGAACACCAGCCUUCACUUCAAAACAAAUUAUGCUGUUUCCAGCAAGAUUGAGCCGUUUUACAAAGGAGGGAAAGUGCAGAUCAGCAAAGACGAGAAACACAUCUUUUGCACUUGUGGCUCUCGUGUCAAUGUUUUGGAGAUCAGCACGGGGAAGAUCGUCCACAGUGUUGAGCAUGACGACCAAGAGGACAUCACAUCUUUUGCACUCAGCUGUGACGAUGAGCUGCUGGUAACAGCCAGCAGGGCUCUGCUGCUGAAACAGUGGGACUGGAGGCAAGCUCAGUGCACUCGCUCCUGGAGGGCCAUUCACACCGUGCCUGUAGCCAGCAUGACCUUCGACUCCACCUCUACCCUCCUAGCGACAGGUGGCUGUGAUGGCACCAUAAAGAUUUGGGAUGUGGUGAAGCAGUACUGCACUCAUAACCUGAAAGGGUCAUCCGGUGUUGUGCACCUGGUUCAGUUCCACCCGGACAUCAGCCGGCUGCAGCUCUUCUCCUCCUCUCUGGACUGUGGAAUUCGGCUGUGGGACCUGCGCUCCAGUCAGUGUGUGUGUGUGCUGCAGAGUCACUACAGCACCGUCACCUCCCUCUGCUUCAGUCCUGAUGGUGGCACCAUGGUCAGUUCUGGCAGAGAUAAGAUCUGUACAGUGUGGGACCUCAAGACUCAGAAAGCCAAGAGGACUGUACCUGUCUAUGAAGCUGUGGAGGGUGUCGUGCUGCUGCCUGAGAAUCAAGAUUUCUCUCAGAUUGGAGUGAAGAGCAAAGACUUGCAUUUCAUCACAGCUGGCAGCAAAGGUGUGUUGAGAGUGUGGGAGGCCAGCACGGCACGUUGCGUCUACACCCAGACCCUCGCCUCCACCCUCACCCCUGUUUCUGGUGAAGAGGUGGAAGAGAGGGAUGAUGACCCCCGCAGUCUGACUCACCUGCUUCACCUGCCCACCUCCUCCAGACUGGCUGCAGUCACUGCUGAACACAACAUAAUGCUCUACCAGCUGCCUGGCCUCACCACACAGCAGCAGUUUGUGGGUUACAGUGAUGAGGUGCUGGACGUGAAGUUCCUGGGUAAAGGUGACAGUCACAUCGUGGUGGCCACCAACAGCUGCCAGCUGAAGGUGUUCGAGCUGCUCACCAACAGCUGCCAGAUCCUCUACGGUCACACAGAUACUGUCCUCUCACUGGAUGUGUUCAAGAAAGGCUCUCUGUUUGCAAGCUGUGCUAAGGACAGGUCCGUGCGUGUGUGGCAGAUGGACAGCAACAGCGGUCAGGUGUCAUGUGUGGCCCAGGGCUGCAGCCACGCUAACGCUGUGGGCUCCAUCACCUGCUCCAGGAUGAAAGCAUCUUUCAUAGUCUCAGGCAGUCAGGACUGUACCGUGAAGGUGUGGGAUCUACCAGCAGACUUGUCUACAGCUGGGGCAGAAAUACAUCAGCUGACCGCCCGCGCCACAGAGAAGGCACACGAUAAGGAUGUAAACAGCGUUGCGGUGUCACCCAAUGACAAGCUGCUGGCCUCGGGCUCCCAGGACCGGACCGCCAAGCUGUGGUCGCUGGCGGGCGAGGGAAAUGUGGGCCUGCUGGGGGUGUUUCGGGGCCACCGUCGUGGCGUCUGGGCCGUCUGCUUCUCUCCCGUCGACCAGGUGCUGGCCACGUCCUCUGCAGAUGGCACCACCAAGCUCUGGAGCCUGCAAGACUUCAGCUGCCUCAAGACUUUUGAGGGACACGAUGCAUCAGUGUUGAAGGUCAUUUUUGUGAGCCGAGGCACUCAGCUGCUCACCAGUGGCUCAGACGGUUUAGUAAAGCUGUGGACCAUCAAGACCAACGAGUGCGUGAAGACGCUGGACGCGCACCAGGACAAGGUAUGGGGUCUCCACGCCAGCCGUAAAGAUGACAAGAUGGCGACUGGGUCGGCGGACUCUAACAUCACAGUGUGGGUGGAUGUGACUGAGGUGGAGCUGGCAGAGGAGCAGGCCAAACAGGAGGAUCAGAUACUCAAGCAGCAGGAGUUGUCCAACCUGCUCCAUGAGAAGAAGUAUCUUAAGGCCCUAGGUCUCGCCAUCUUGCUGGACCAGCCUCACACUGUGCUCACUGUGAUCAAAGCGAUCCGUCAGGGGGAGGACAGACGCGAGCUGCUGGAGAAGACGCUACUGAAACUUCGUGUGGAUCAGAAAGAGUCACUCCUACGCUACUGUGUGGUGUGGAACACCAACGCCAGAAACUGUCAGGAUGCCCAGGCAGUCCUACAGGUGCUCCUGACACACCUGCCGCCUGAGGAGCUGCUGCAGUACCAGGGCGCCCGAGCACACCUGGAGGGACUCAUCCCAUAUACAGAGAGACACAUGCAGAGGAUUGGAAAUUUGCUGCAGGCAUCCAUGUUUCUGAACUACAUGUGGCAGAAGAUGAGAGUGGCCGGGGCACCAUCCAGUAUGGGCCAAGAUGAAGAAAUGGACACCACUCCUCUUGCCAAACCGUUCUUCAUGAUUGACAAGGAGAAAGGAAAGGACAGCGGCGAGGAGAAGCGAGACACCGGGAAUGACAGCGAUAGUGGACAAGAUGAAGAUCCAAAGUGCCCUGCUGAAGAGGAGGAGGAGGACAACGACGAUGAGGUCAGCGUCACCAAGAAAGCCUCCACAACCAACGCGAGGCUAGAAAACGGAGAGAGCACCAAAACUAACGGCAACCGCCGCUCUGAAAAUGAGGAGAGCUCAGAGGAAGAAGACAUGGAGGAAGACGAUCAAACUAAGGCGAUGAGACGUCUCCCAGUUUCUUCAGCUCCUCAGUGCCAGACUCUCGCCAGCUGACCGGGAUCGCCAAGCUGAACACAGACGACUCACUCCUGAAGAUUAAAAAAAAUCCCACAAAGUCCUCUUAUCUGGGACCAUUAGCUGGAGCUGGGGCGACACACUGAAUGUGUGGCAGCGCUGGAAGAGACAGGUGUGGGAUGGUAAUAAUACAGAUUAAAGGCCUCUCCAUCCCGACUUCCCCAGACAGAAUGGACAGACAGGAAGAAAAGAUGAGGGAGGUAAAAGGAGCUGCAUAAACAGUGAGGGCUGAACUAUGGGUUAUCUUCCCUCUCAUGCAUACCAGCACCCACUGUCUGGCUUCUGCAGUGUUGUAUAAUCCUGAUUGACCUGCUCGACCACAAGACAAACAGCUCGUUACAUAUUACCCUGCAUUUUUUUAUGACAUGAUCACAGAUGUUUAUAAAAUAAAAAAUGUGUUCCUUGUGAUUUAAAAUGA